GUUCUGAUGGCUAGCACUUCAUCAGUCAGUCUUUGGAGUUAACCAUUUACGAACGUGUAAUAAUACGAUAUAUUAAUAUGUCGUCAGAGGAGUGUUCAUUUUUCAACCGUGUUCCCAAGACUCGAUGCAUGUCACCGCAAUUAUUUCGAGAGUCUUACAAUCCGGAUGACUAUACGCUACGUAUAGUCGAACCCGAGAUCGUGCAAGAAUCGUUAGGAUUUAAUCCCGGCCAGCGAUUUCCGUGGAAAUCUCCCGAUUCUUGGGAACCGGACGGACAACCAUUUCCGUGCUCGACGCCGGAUUGGUAUAUCCCACCUGUUUUCGAUAUGUUCCUAAUAUCCGGCAAUUUCGCAAGCGGUGGAGAUGCACUACAUAACGAACAAUCUGGUUAUAUCAGUGACUCCGGGUGGGAUCGAGAAAACAUUCAACACUGGAAAAAAAAAAUGCUAUCGAAAUUUAACUCAGAAAUGUAG
This is a messenger RNA of Metopolophium dirhodum (rose-grain aphid), 473 nucleotides long. RefSeq lists its product as uncharacterized. NCBI's taxonomy places the organism in Eukaryota, Metazoa, Arthropoda, Insecta, Hemiptera, Aphididae. The transcript is spliced from 3 exons. The record is from RefSeq and is a predicted model, not a curated record. Bases 78 to 473 code for a protein of 131 amino acids.